UUUGUUAGCUCGAUUGUGUAGCGUCCCCCAGCAGAUCCAACGAACGGCACACUGAAAAUCACUACAACCCAAAUACACACAAAACAGCUAACACGGACUCGCUGAUUUCGACCAGCUCUUCUUCCCUUUCACAGUUGAAUUCAGCAUGGCAUCAAAGGCAAAGCGUGCAAAGAAAGUUGUGGCAGCUGAGGCACCCGAACCAGAGGUUGAGGAUGGAGAAGCUGAGCAAGUAGAGAAACCCAAGCGCCCGUACACUGCCUACUUCGCUUUCCUGGCCGACUUCAGGAUCGAGAUGAAGGACAAACUGAAGACCGGACAGAAGAUUCCGACGCUGGCCGGCGAGAGAUGGAGAAGCAUGACCGACGAUGACAAAGAACCGUACAUCACGCAAGCUGCGACACUCAAGAAAGAAUACGAGAAGAAGAUGGAAGACUGGAACAAAAAACAUUUAAAGUAGAGAUCGGAACCCGAUCCACGAGGGAUUAAACCCCGGCGCUUUACAAAAGCGUGGGUGACGCUUUACAAAAGCAUCUGGGUGAUGCUUUACAAAAGUGUCUGGGUAAGCAGUGCUCCUGUUAGAUUUGUGAAGGACACUGUCACGUGGGUAGGGUGUUUACUUUAAGUGUGUCGUAGUAUUUUGUACAAGUUUAAAACUUCUUCAUUGUCAGCAGUCAAAAUCCACCUUACAAUCCGAUCAAAUUAUUUGCAACAAAAUCAGAUCAAAUCAAGAUUGAUAAAAUUUAUGAGAAGAAGAUGGAAGACUGGAACAAAAAACAUUAAAAGUAGAGAUCGGACUCGAGAUCUACGAGGGAUCCAUGACGCUUUACAAAAGUGUCCGGGUAAGCAGUGCUCCUGUUAGAUUUGUAAAGGACACUGUUAUGUGGGUAGGGUGUUUACUUUAAGUGUUUCGUAGUAUUUUGUAGAAGUUUAAAACUUCUUUGUCGGCAGUCAAAAAUCCACCUUAAAAUUCCAAUCAUAAUUAUCUCUAACAAAAUCAGAUCAAACAAAGGUUGAUUAUUAUUUAGUUACAUCUAUGAAGGGCAGGCAAUCUAUAAAUUAGCAGAAAUGAUUUGGGGUUGAAAAAAACCAAUUAUUAAGAGCAGGAGUUGAACCAAGGACCUAAAAGGUCUACUAACGGAGCUUUUUAGCCCUAUGUCGACAGCCUAGCUCUGUUUUGUCACGAACCAAGUUAUUGACUGCCACCCUAAAUCCAAAUUAACAAUUCAAAUAUAAACUUGUUUUAUGAUUGUUAUAUGUAAUUAUAUUUCAGUCAAGUACUUUUGGGAAAUGGACAAUUAAAUUGUCACGAUAAAGUUGGAAAGUAUAUUUUUCUAUUUAUUCUUUCCAAUAAAAAAGAUUAAUAGUACAUUCACUGCCAGCCUCGAGUUGACUUAUGAGGCCAAACAAAAUGGUCGCUUCAUAAGGGAGUGUCUUAAAAUGUGGGUUUCAGUUCUAGGCACAAAAGAACAUUUUCCUGCAAUCCAUUGGACCGCCAUUGUAUUGCAGUACGGGAGCAAUUCUACACAAGUGGAUUUGAGCAUUUUAAAAAGUUCUUACGGUCCAAUGGAAUGGUCCAUGAGCACGCGUU
Messenger RNA from Asterias rubens (European starfish), 1588 nucleotides. Its product is annotated as high mobility group B protein 3-like. NCBI's taxonomy places the organism in Eukaryota, Metazoa, Echinodermata, Asteroidea, Forcipulatida, Asteriidae. The coding region runs from base 146 to 457 and encodes 103 amino acids. The record is from RefSeq and is a predicted model, not a curated record. The transcript is spliced from 3 exons.